Molecule: messenger RNA, 1622 nt
Organism: Oryctolagus cuniculus (rabbit)
Lineage: Eukaryota; Metazoa; Chordata; Mammalia; Lagomorpha; Leporidae
Gene: EIF2B4
Product: eukaryotic translation initiation factor 2B subunit delta
Source: RefSeq, marked provisional
GCAGAACGAUGGCUGCUGUGGCUGUGGCCGUUCGCGAGGACUCGGGAUCCGGCAUGAAGGCGGAGCUUUCUGCUCGGCCCGGGGCAGGGGGGAAGGAGAUGACCCAAGAAGAGAAGCUGCAGCUUCGGAAGGAGAAGAAACAGCAGAAGAAGAAACGGAAAGAGGAAAAGGGGACGGACGCGGACACUGCCUCUGCUGUGUCGGCAGCCCAGUGUCCAGGCCCAGCCAGAGAAGCGCCAGGACCUGGCAGUCAGUCCAGCACUCCUGGUGAGAAAGUUCCAGCUGGCCGGACUAAGGCUGAGCUGCGGGCUGAGAGGCGAGCCAAGCAGGAGGCGGAGCGGGCCCUGAAGCAGGCCAGGAAAGGGGAGCAAGGAGGGCCACCCCCGCAGGCCUCCCCCAGCACGGCUGGAGAAGCCCCCGCAGGAGGGAAGCGUCUCACCGAGCACACCCAGGCUGAUGACCCCACACUGCUGAGAAGGCUUGUCAGAAAGUCAGAGCGACAGCAGGUUCCUACACGGAAGGAUUAUGGAUCCAAAGUCAGUCUCUUCUCCCACCUCCCCCAGUACAGCAGACAGAACUCUCUGACACAGUACAUGAGCAUCCCAUCCUCUGUGAUCCACCCAGCCAUGGUGCGACUCGGCCUGCAGUACUCCCAGGGCCUGAUCAGUGGCUCCAACGCCCGGUGUAUUGCCCUACUCCGGGCCUUGCAGCAGGUGAUUCAGGAUUACACGACGCCGCCCAAUGAGGAGCUCUCCCGGGAUCUGGUGAAUAAACUCAAACCCUACAUCAGCUUCCUGACUCAGUGCCGCCCCCUGUCGGCAAGCAUGUACAAUGCCAUCAAGUUCCUUAACAAGGAGAUCACUGGAGUGAGCAGCACCAAGCGGGAAGAGGAGGCCAAGGCGGAGCUUCAGGCAGCAGCUGACCGGUACGUGCAGGAGAAGAUCGUGCUCGCCGCUCAGGCAAUUCUGCGCUUUGCUUCCAAGAAGAUCAGUAACGGGGAUGUGAUCCUGGUGUACGGCUGCUCAUCUCUCGUGUCACGGAUCCUUCAGGAGGCGUGGUCCGAGGGCCGCAAGUUCCGAGUGGUGGUGGUGGACAGCCGGCCCCGGCUGGAGGGAAGGCACAUGCUCCGCUUUCUGGUCCGUGCAGGGGUCCCUGCCUCCUACCUGCUGAUUCCUGCAGCCUCUUACGUGCUCCCAGAGGUUUCUAAGGUGCUCUUGGGAGCUCACGCACUCCUGGCCAAUGGAUCUGUGAUGUCGCGGGUGGGGACAGCACAGCUGGCCCUGGUGGCUCGCGCCCACAAUGUGCCAGUGCUGGUCUGUUGUGAAACAUACAAGUUCUGUGAGCGUGUACAGACUGAUGCCUUUGUCUCCAAUGAGCUAGAUGACCCUGACGACCUGCAGUGCGAGCGGGGGGAUCACGUAGCCCUGGCGAACUGGCAGAGCCACCCAUCCCUCCGGUUGCUGAAUCUCGUCUAUGAUGUCACGCCGCCCGAGCUCGUGGAUCUGGUGAUCACAGAGCUGGGGAUGAUCCCUUGUAGUUCUGUGCCUGUUGUCCUACGAGUCAAGAGCAGUGACCAGUGACAGGGAAGCCGGGUCAAUAAAGGACGUGCUCCCUCUUCCUAA